AUGGGAAAACGAAAGCGAUCCCAAGUCCAGGUCCUCCGGACACGCAAAAGCCCUAGGUUCGUCCGCAGAGCGCCUCCCCUCCUGCGCCUCCCUCCGGAGCUCCUCCUAGAGCUUGGGCGCUUUUGCGAGGAAGACGUCCCUGCACUCAAGGCAACAUCUCAACUCCUCUGCGCCGUCUACUCUCGACCUAUAUACUUUGCCACGAAGAUCUUCUGCGGGGGUCUUCAUUUCACCGCCGACGACGUAAAGCGGGUCGAACGUAUUUGCAAGGCCUUCCUCGGUCCCCUCGAGCAUGGCGAACAUGUCCAGUUCCUCGCCAUUUAUGAUUUCAGCUACCAAUUCCUGGAGACGCAUUCUGACGAGCUUGGUGCGACCUUCGCCGAAGCAUUCGGCAGUAUCUUCCGCAACGACUGCGUGCCGAACAUCGUCACCUUAGACAUACACUCCGACCAUCUGUCCAUCAAUUGGCCCAAUGCCAUCAGCCCGGUCAAUUUCUUUCGCGGAGCCAAGCUGAAGAAUCUACGAAUGUUCUGGUUGCGCGUCCCCAAGGUCAACCACGUCGUCCUAUGCGCGUUUCUAAACAAGCACCCCGAGCUCGUCGAUGUCAACAUCGGCAACAUUUCUUCGCCGAUAUACCAUCUCGAAGAUGACCGGGGAACGAUGCCUGUUGCUCUAUCGCUGCCUAAGCUGGAGAUUUUCUCGGGGCCGGCCUUCUACUUCUACUGCUUUGGGACAGCUCUUCCUUCUCUUAGCGUCGUCGAGGUCUGGAUGCCCGGUCAGAAUAACGUGGACAGGGACGAGAAGAUGAUGAUGUUGCCGCAAAGUAUCAAACACCUAUCGUACGUACGUGGAGCCCCAGGAUCCCCUUUGACGAUCGAACCAGUCCUCGAAUACUUGGCGAAAAUCGCGCCUCAACUCGAGUUCUUGAACGUUCGAUACCGCGCUAAGCUUCCCGGCCCAUGGAAGCGCGAGAAACGAGUCGAGCCAGACGACUCCUGCUUGGCCGAGUUGGAGGCAGUAUUGCCUCGUUUCCAGAGACUCCAUUCGAUCGACUUCACUGCGAACACGCUGCUGGCGCGCAAGGAUCCCGAACGGUCCGAGGAGAUCGUCGACCGCUGGACUACGAUACGCCCUAUGCUCAAGAAUCUCAGAAUUAGUACGUCCGCACACUACUCUUUUCCUCCAAGGCUGUAA
Messenger RNA from Stereum hirsutum FP-91666 SS1, 1194 nucleotides. RefSeq lists its product as uncharacterized. The transcript has 3 exons. NCBI's taxonomy places the organism in Eukaryota, Fungi, Basidiomycota, Agaricomycetes, Russulales, Stereaceae. The record is from RefSeq and is a predicted model, not a curated record. The coding region runs from base 1 to 1194 and encodes 397 amino acids.